UUUGUAGGUUAUGAACUUAUGAGUACCCAGUAUUCUGGUCCUCCCACCAAUGGGGUCCCAUUUCCGGGCCCUCCUGGUGGCAAAGCUCCACCUCAAAUGAUGGGAAGACCGCCGUUUUCCGGGCCGCCCAAGUUCUCAGGCCCUCCACCCAGCUUCAACGGAAGACCAGCGGGACCCCCAUCGUUUGCAGGGCAUCAAGGUGGCCCACCAUCCAUGGGACCUCCCUCCAUGGGACCUCCCUCAAUGGGACCUCCCUCCAUGGGACCUCCCUCUAUGGGACCUCCCUCCAUGGGACCUCCCUCUAUGGGACCUCCCUCUAUGGGACCUCCCUCUAUGGGCCCUCCAAGAGGUCCUCCUAGUAGUGUAGCUUCACCGGGUGCAUUCCAACCUCCUACGUCUAUGCAGCCUCCCCAGAUGAUGCAGCCUCCGCCUGUAUCACAACCCCCAACUAGCCAGAUGGGAAGUAUGUCUUUGCAAAACAACCAACCGCCUAAAGCUCCUUCUCCUGCAGCGAACCUGUUUAGUUCGGCUCCUGCUGCUAACAACUCUUUCUUUGACAACCAAGCCCCUAGUGGUCCUCCUAGUGGUAAUGCAACACCCACUUCAGCUCCUUCUCCAUUCAAUGGAGUGCCUGCAACAUCUGCUCCUGGACCAUUUGGUGGUGCUCCUCCCACGUCCAGUCCAUCGCCGUUUGGUGGUGCUCCAGCUCCUGUUUCCAACCCUGCCGCUGCGAACCCUUCACCGUUUAAUUAUGGACCACCAUCUUCAGCUCCAGGACCUUUUGGUGCCGCACCACCAGCUUCAAAUGCAAGUCCGUUUGGUGCCGCACCACCAGCUUCAAAUGCAAGUCCUUUUGGUGCCGCACCACCAGCUUCAAAUGCAAGUCCGUUUGGGGGCUUCCCACCAGCAUCUAAUAACGCAGGACCACCCACAUCUAAUCCAUCUCCGUUCGGUGCUGCACCUCCAUCCUCAGCUGCCUCACCCUUUGGACCACCAUCACCGAACCCCGGACCUCCAAGACCAACUCAAGCAUUAAACAAUGCCCCAUUUGCUCCCCCAUCGUCAGGAGUGCCGUCUUUCCCGCCUAGGGCACAAGGACCACCUCAGCCAUCACCUCCACAACUCAAUCAGGGACCAUUUGGACAACCUGCAACUUCUAAUAUGUCUCCGUUUGGAGGACCACCUGGACCCCCAACUUCAAAUGGACCUUUCCAAGGAUCACCCUCCUCCCAACCAAGUCCAUUUGGUGCACCAACAUCUCAGCCUCCUAUGUCUGCUCCAUCAGGAUUCGGACCACCACCAAAUAGACCAGCAAUGGGCCCUCCGUCAACCAAUGGUCCACCUACUAGUAACGCUUUUAACCAGCCACCUUCAAGCUUUUCACCUGGUCUACAAGGCUUUGGAAGCCAACCAGGCCCCCCUCAACCGUACUCCCAGCCUCCUGGACCUCCAGGCCCCUAUGGAGCGCAACCUGGUCCUAAUGGCCCUCCUAUGGGAGGUCCUCCUAUGGGUGGUCCUCCGACAUCGAACUAUGGUCCUCCUCCUGGAUCAAACAUAGGACCCCCUCCCAUCAUGAACGGUCCACCUCCAUCAAGAGGCUAUCCCGGGUCAACAUCUUCAGGUCCCCGACGUCCUUACCCUUCCAAUAUUAGUUAUGGUGUCAAUUCACCAGCUACCCUCACCAAUGCUCCAAUUCCUCCUCCACCAGGAUCGCAAGGACCAGGUCCUAGACACCCCUCAGCUCCUGUCAUAGCAAACCCUGGUGCAAGUUUAGUAGGACAACUACCCUCCGUCCCGCAACCAGCCCCUCACCAACCUCCUGCUAAGAGCAGAAUCGAUCCUGACCUCAUGCCUAAUCCUCUUGAUGUGCAGAAAGUAGAUCAGACUCAGUACGCAGGGAAGCACUGGGUCACAUCAACUCCCGGAGUCCCCCCACUAAUCUCAACUAACGUGCCUCUCCUUGAUGCUGGCAACUGCACGCCUAGGUUCAUACGGUCUGCUUUCUACAGCAUUCCUACUACCAAGGAGCUGGCUAACCAGAUCAGCAUGCCUAUCAGUUUUGCGGUACAGCCUUGUGCCCGCCUUGGUCCUGGAGAAGCACCUCUAGCAGUUAUUGACAUGACCGUCCUUGGAGGACCACUGCGAUGUCGCCGAUGUAAAGCUUACAUUAACCCCAAUGUAAAGUUCGUUGACGGAGGACGGAAGUUUAUCUGUAACUUGUGCUCUGUGGAUACGGAGGUUCCACCAGAGUAUUUCUGUAAUCUGGAUCACACGGGACGGCGAGCUGACACAGCAGAUCGCCCGGAACUCAGCAGGGGCAGUUACGAGUUCCUGACAACAACUGAUUACUGUAAGGGCAGCUCGUUCCCUCAAUCUGCUGCCUACAUCUUCGUUAUUGAUGUGACCUACGCUUCUUUCCAAUCUGGCAUGGUUCAGACCUUAACAUCGAACAUAGCGGCUGUGCUGAACAACCUUCCAAAGGAGGAGGGCCAAGAGAAGAGCCCGAUCAGAAUAGGAUUUAUAACUUACAACACUCAACUCCACUUCUACAACCUCAAUCCUAACCUAGCUCAACCCGCUAUGCUGGUACAACCAGACAUGUCGGAAGUGUUUGUUCCCAUGACAGACGGGUUCCUGGUGACAGUAGAAGAAGCUCAGACCCACCUCAAGACACUGAUGGAGCUGAUACCUACUCUCCACAGUGCGGAGAAGAAAGCGGAGAGUGUCAUGUUGCCUGCUAUUCAGGCGGGGUGUGCUGCUCUCAAGGCCGCUAACAGGCCCGGGAAAAUUAUCAUGUUCCACAGUUCGCUGCCAGUUGCACCAGGACCUGGACAGUUGAAGAACAGAGAGGAUAAAAAGUUACUUAAUACUGAUAAGGAAGCAACUCUGUUAGUACCUGCGGAUCCAAUAUUCGAGAAGACUGCCCGGGAGUGCGUGGAUGCAGGAGUUGGGGUGGACAUGUUCCUCUUCCCGCACGCGUACGUUGACGUGGCCAGUAUGGGUAAGAUAGCUACGGAUACUGGUGGGGUUAUUCAGAGAUUCCCUAUGUUUAGGGCUGAUGUGGACGGAGAGCGACUAAUCCAGGAUCUGGCAAUGCACAUUGCUGAGCCGUGCGUGUUCGACACAGUGCUGCGCAUGCGCACAAACGCAGGCGUCAGACCUGUCGAGUUCUGCGGUAACAUGAUGAUGCAGAACGCAACUGAUAUGGAGAUAGCUGUUAUCAAACCGAACUCUUGUAUUACUAUUGAGAUUAAACACGACGACAAACUUAGUGAGGACUUCCAGGCCUACGUCCAGGUAGCUCUACUCUACACAAGCAUGUCGGGGGUACGUAAACUGAGGCUGCACAACUUGGCACUUCCUGUUUCCAGCAAUCUAGCCGACCUUUACAAGUCAUGUGACAUGGACACUGUCGUGAACUCUCUUACUAAAGAGUUCGGUAAAGCUCUCGUCAGUAGCCACUCCUACAAAAACCUUAAAGAGCAGCUGCUGCAGCGAGUUAGCAACAGUUUGGCUUGUUACAGACAGAACUGUGCUGCUCCCUCUCAACCUGGACAACUCAUACUGCCAGAAACUCUCAAACUACUUCCUCUUUAUUCUCACUGUCUCUUGAGAUCUCCUGCUCUUAUGCCUUCUGUUGAGGUAUCGUUUGAUGAGAAGAGUAAUCUGUUACAACGACUAGCAAUGAUGACUGUCGAGGAAACAGAGUUGUUCCUGUACCCCAGAUUAUACAACUUGAACACUUCCACACUGGGUAACGAAGGAAUGCCACCUAUUAUCCGCUCUUCCUACGAUCGUAUCCGUGAAUCUGGAGCUCACCUUCUCGACAACGGAUUAGUCCUCAUUCUGUGGGUUGGAGCCAACACUCCCUCCAAGUGGUUACAAGAGGUGAUGGGUGUUACAGUCCUGGAUCAGGUGGAUCCAACUGUUGGGAACUUGCAACCCUUCGAUAACCCUACCUCCAUUCGAAUACGAGGUAUUAUCGAUGAGAUUAGGGUUAAAAGGAAGCAACAUCUGCGGUUAAAUGUUGUCCGGCAGAAGGAUAAGACCGAACAUAUAUUCAUGCAAUUUUUGGUGGAAGAUAAAACUGAGCUGGGGAUGAAUUAUACUGAUUUCUUAUGUUCGGUUCACAGGGAGAUUAGAAAUAUUUUAAGCUAGAAUUUUGUUUAAUCGACAAUAUCUGCUGUUCCGUUGUUGAUACACACAGACAAACUUUGAAUCGUGUUUUUGUUCAAAGUAAAUUGAGAGGUGAACUGUAAAAAUGAGAUCUAUCCGAGAAGUCUAAAGUUAGCGUUAAACCCAGACCUGUACAAAAGAAUCUGUAGAGUUGUGUACCAGAUUAGUUGAGGUGAUUAGAUGUUAAAAUGAAUAUUGAUUUUUCUGUAAUUUAGAUAAUUAUAUGAUUAAAAAGUUGGUGAUACGGGAUUUCAACUCUUAAUUUAGGCUAAUAUAACGUGACGUUUUAUAUUUUUCGUCCCGUAUCACCAACCCGGUUAGUGUAGUUGGGUCACAAAAGUUUUUAUUGCUUUUAACAUUAAUGUCUGAAAGUAACUUUACCUUAUAACAGUUCAUAAAAGCUUUGAAGCAUUUGAUUGCAGGAAUAAUUUGCGAUUAAAGAGUAUUGAUUACUUAAAAUGCUUUUGUAUAUGACCACUCUGGGAAAGUUUCAGAUUUUCUUUGUUGA
Bolinopsis microptera is the source of this 4684-nucleotide messenger RNA. Its product is annotated as protein transport protein Sec24C-like. The coding region runs from base 19 to 4158 and encodes 1379 amino acids. The transcript is spliced from 10 exons. Gene Ontology annotation, biological process: COPII-coated vesicle cargo loading; endoplasmic reticulum to Golgi vesicle-mediated transport; intracellular protein transport. NCBI's taxonomy places the organism in Eukaryota, Metazoa, Ctenophora, Tentaculata, Lobata, Bolinopsidae. Gene Ontology annotation, cellular component: endoplasmic reticulum exit site; COPII vesicle coat. The record is from RefSeq and is a predicted model, not a curated record. Gene Ontology annotation, molecular function: zinc ion binding; SNARE binding.